Messenger RNA from Xyrauchen texanus (razorback sucker), 2617 nucleotides. RefSeq names its product extracellular calcium-sensing receptor-like. The transcript has 6 exons. The coding region runs from base 98 to 2617 and encodes 839 amino acids. Lineage: Eukaryota; Metazoa; Chordata; Actinopteri; Cypriniformes; Catostomidae. Gene Ontology annotation, molecular function: G protein-coupled receptor activity. Gene Ontology annotation, biological process: G protein-coupled receptor signaling pathway. Gene Ontology annotation, cellular component: membrane. The record is from RefSeq and is a predicted model, not a curated record.
UCUGAAUCAUUCAUCCAUAUUAAUUAGGUAUAUAAAAGUGCAAAUAUUGUAUCAGAUCAAUUGCAUUUAUCAGUCACAGUUGAGCUCAAUCUUUGGGAUGUUUUUCAUUCUCUACACACUCCUCCUUUUCUAUCAUCUUCAGGUAAAGGCAGAAAAGACCAUUUGCCAAAUGAUGGGAGACCCUAAAUACCCACUGCUGUCCAAGAAUGGAGACAUAACAAUUGGAGGAAUUUUUGCAAUCCACAGCAAAGAAACAUUACCUUCAUUUCAGUUUACACACAAACCUCAGCUUCUAUCAUGCUCCAGUGUCACUCUGAGAGAUUUUCGGCUGGCACAGAUCAUGAUCUUUGCCAUUGAGGAGAUUAACAGAAGUCAAAGUUUUCUUCCAAAUGUUUCUAUUGGUUACAAAAUUUAUGAUACAUGUGGUUCUAGACUGUCUUCAAUGAGUGCAACUAUGUCACUGAUGAAUGAUCAGGACUUUGCAGCAGGUGACAGAUGUAAUGGACAAUCUCCUAUACAUGCUAUCAUAGGGGAAACUGAGUCUUCUGCUACAGUAAUUCUGUCCAGAACUACAGGACCUUUUAAAAUUCCAGUGAUAAGCCACUCAGCCUCAUGUGAAUGUCUUAGUAAUCGGAAAGAUUAUCCCUCUUUCUUCAGAACUAUUGCUAGUGAUUACUACCAGGGCAGAGCACUUGCACACAUAGUCAAGCACUUAGGUUGGUAUUGGGUGGGAACAGUGAACAGUGACAAUGACUAUGGAAACAAUGGAAUGGCCAUAUUUCUGAAUGCUACCAAGAAGGAGGGCAUUUGUGUAGAGUACUCUGAGAAAUUCUACCGGACAGAGCCUGAAAAACUCCUAAAAGUGGUGGACAUAAUGAAAAAAGGCACAGCAAAAGUGAUUGUUGCAUUUGUUUCAUUUCUUGAGAUGGGCUUAUUAAUUGAGCAGCUCAGUAUUCAGAACAUUACAGGCCUCCAAGUGAUUGGCGUUGAGGGAUGGGUCGCUUCAAAUAACUAUAUCACUCCAAAAAGCUUUCGUGUGCUUGGGGGGGCACUGGGGGUUGCACUGAGAAAAAUCAACAUUGAAGGGUUUUCAAAUUAUGUUAUAAACACAUUUUGGGACACAGCUUUUCCAUGCACAGAGAGAGCUGAGAAUUCUUCACAAUAUGCAUUAAGUUGCAACAGAUAUCAGGAUUUACUCAUGCUGAAAAAUUACAAUGAAGAUGUACCUGAACACAGAUAUUCAAGCAACGUCUACAAAGCAGUGUAUGCUGUGGCUUAUGCACUACACAGUCUACUCAAGUGCAAAGAACAUGAAGGUUGUGAGAAAGACCUUACAAUACAACCACAGCAGGUCGUUGAGGCUCUGAAAAAAGUUAAUUUCACAGUAAAGUUUGGAGAUCAUGUGUGGUUUGACAGCACUGGUGCAGCAGUAGCUCAAUAUGAAAUUGUGAACUGGCAGCAGGACUCGGAUGGAUCAUUUCAGUUUAAACCAGUGGGCUACUAUGAUGCCUCACUGCCCCCUCACCAGUGCUUUCAUCUUAACACUGAAAACAUAAUUUGGGCUGGAGGACAGCUGGAGAAACCAAGGUCUGUGUGCAGUGAGAGCUGUCCACCAGGCACAAGAAAAGCUGCCCAGAAAGGAAGACCUGUUUGCUGCUAUGACUGUAUUCCAUGUGCAGAAGGAGAGAUCAGUAAUGAGACAGAUUCAAGUAACUGCAAGCAGUGUCCAGGGGAAUACUGGUCUAAUGCUGAAAAAAAUGAAUGUGUUUUAAAAGCUGUAGAGUUUCUUUCAUUCACAGAAGUUAUGGGUAUAGUGCUAGUAUUUUUCUCACUGUUUGGAGUAGGAUUAACUUUGCUAGUGGCUAUCCUGUUUUACAGCAAGAAGGACACCCCCAUAGUAAAAGCAAAUAACUCAGAGCUGAGCUUCCUGCUGCUCUUCUCACUGACUUUGUGUUUUCUCUGUUCACUUACUUUCAUUGGUCGGCCCACUGAGUGGUCAUGUAUGUUUCGUCACACAGUGUUUGGAAUCACUUUUGUCCUCUGUCUCUCCUGUGUUCUAGGGAAAACAAUAGUGGUGUUAAUGGCCUUCAGGGCUACACUUCCAGGAAUUAAUAUCAUGAAAUGGUUUGGGCCUGCACAACAACGACUCAGUGUUCUUGCAUUUACAAUCAUACAGGUUCUUAUUUGUGUGCUUUGGCUAACAAUAUCUCCUCCUUUUCCCUAUAAAAAUAUGAAAUACUAUAAGGAAAAGAUCAUACUUGAGUGCAGCCUGGGUUCAACUAUAGGUUUCUCUUCUGUGCUGGGUUAUAUUGGCAUACUGGCUUUGUUGUGCUUCAUUUUGGCUUUUCUGGCACGCACGCUGCCUGAUAUCUUCAAUGAAGCCAAAUUCAUCACAUUCAGUAUGCUCAUAUUCUGUGCUGUAUGGAUCACAUUUAUCCCAGCUUAUGUCAGUUCUCCUGGAAAAUUUACUGUAGCUGUGGAGAUAUUUGCCAUUUUAGCCUCAGGCUUUGGCUUACUUUUUUGCAUAUUCAUACCAAAAUGUUAUAUUAUCCUCUUUAAGCCUGAACUAAAUACAAAGCAACAUAUGAUGGGAAAGAAUCCAUCAAAGUCCUAUUAA